This is a messenger RNA of Gongylonema pulchrum, 450 nucleotides long. NCBI's taxonomy places the organism in Eukaryota, Metazoa, Nematoda, Chromadorea, Rhabditida, Gongylonematidae. The record is from the annotation of a GenBank genome assembly.
GAAGAAUACGGCAUGGAUACUUUGAGUCCUACCAGCUGGGAUCAUCUCAUCAAUAAGAUUUUAUACGAAAGGGAUUCUUACGACAAAUUCAUCAGGAACAGCAAUCGCCAAGAUAAUUUUAUAUGCGAGGGAAAAUGCCGUUUUGAGUCAUUAUGCUUCCUUCGUAAAGGACAUCACAAUGAAACGUUGUGCAACCACAUCGCUUCCGGAAGCAGUUUCUGGCAGCGUAUCCAAAAGAAAGCUAGGUUGUUGCUACCCAGUAGAUUGGGAAGUGGUGCACGGCAGUCGCUGAAUGGUUCAGCACCACGGGGAGCAAAUGUUUAUGCUCGAAGGCGGUGGUUGCUUUGGAAGAAGAAACAUGAAAAGUUUGUGAAAAAAUUGCGAAGGCAUUUUUUGAAAAAAUUCAUGCAGUUAUUUUCGCUAAAGGAUGAAGAUGCGCAAGAAUUUUGA